This is a messenger RNA of Zingiber officinale, 1340 nucleotides long. RefSeq lists its product as uncharacterized. Lineage: Eukaryota; Viridiplantae; Streptophyta; Magnoliopsida; Zingiberales; Zingiberaceae. The coding region runs from base 317 to 649 and encodes 110 amino acids. The transcript is spliced from 3 exons. The record is from RefSeq and is a predicted model, not a curated record.
CCGUGGCGGUCCGGUGCUUCCGCUCGGGUUUGGCCCCCUCAGCCGACGUCGCGUCCCUCGACCGGAUGUCGGCACCGACGUUCCGCUGUGGGCGGCGAGGCUUCCGGUCGGAUCCUCCAUUUCCUCCGGGGGAGCGCUCCUGAGGCGGGGCUUCGCUGGAGUGGGGAUCUACCGGCGAAAGCGAGCGGCGGCGGCGGUGGAGGAAGUCGCCGUCGACCGGAACUCAGUCAUCUGGAAGAGGCGAUGGAAGACGUCCGUUAGAUCGUCGGAUCAUGAUCAUACGGCGGAGGAUGAAGAAAAAUACGGUUUCUUCUCCAUGUCGAAGAAUUCUUUGAGUUCAGUUUCCCUUUUGGAAAGUCCACUGGCCAUAUUCUUUGAAGCAUAUACUGCUGCAGAUGCUUGUACUGUCACAUGCUCAGACGCCGAAUUCACAACAUUAUUGCUAGGCUCACAUUGCUCAAGAUCUAGAGAAGCCAGGAACUUCACUGAAAUGGGAUUUUCGUCAAUAAAACCCGGUGACACAUCUUCAAAAUCUGAGUCACUGCAUCUGAGCAAUGGCCUUCCAAAAUGCCAGAUGAGUUCAUGUCUCUUGGUAACUUAUCAUGCAGAAAGAACCUUGCUUCUACCACUUCUUUUUUUAACUCUCUAACUGUAUAGCUCGGAAUGCUUGUUCGAUCAUUUUCACCUGGUGCAAAUUUGAUUUUAUCCUGGCAGUUAGCUUUCAUGACUUGACAGAAGCCCUGCUCAGCAACGGCUUUCUCGAUUCCACAUAUUCGGCUCUGGAUAUCAGAGAGAACCAGAUUCGAAUCAUCUGGGUUAUUGCUAUGCAAUAAUUCCUUCCUCCGCUUUAUUUCGGAUGCUAUUUUUUUCAACUUUCCCUUCCAACAUUUCUACCUCUAAUUCUCCAUGAAAAAUUCAAUAGCUACCUCUUCGCCUUAUCUUUAGAGAAUUCAGACAACCACUUCCUCUCUUUCUCCAUGGAGAAUUUCGAUAGCAACUUCUUCUCAAAGGUAGAAGAUAGAAGAUUCCUACUUCCAUCGAGAAGGAUUAAUCUCCUUGUCAUCGGCCACUACCUUGCGAUUUUGAAAGAUGCAACCCCUCUCUUGAGGGCUCUUUGGACAACAUCUUGUGAAGGAAAAAUUCGGCAACUCUUCCUCAUUUUUGGCGAACACUCUUUAUCUUCUCGAUAAAAAAAAUGACACUUGAUCUCUAAUACGAUCAAGUGUUGGAAAGAUGACUCUAAUCGUGGAUCGGAGUAGAUGGAGGAAGCACGAGUUCGAGGUAAACGUCAAAGAGCUAUUUCAUUAAAUCUGGAAUAGUUGGUGUUAUCUUCAAACAAA